Molecule: messenger RNA, 1521 nt
Organism: Raphanus sativus (radish)
Lineage: Eukaryota; Viridiplantae; Streptophyta; Magnoliopsida; Brassicales; Brassicaceae
Product: F-box/LRR-repeat protein At2g43260-like
Exons: 6
Coding region: 13-1479 (488 amino acids)
Molecular function (GO): protein binding
Source: RefSeq, a predicted model, not a curated record
AACCCUAGUCAGAUGAAUAUCACCACAGAUUUGCUGGAAGAUUUACUCGUGAGGCUUCCCUUAAAAUCACUGGGAAGAUUCAAAAGUGUGUCAAAAGAAUGGAAAUCAAUACUGGAAUCAAAGUGGUUCGUGGAGAGGCACCUGAAUUUUCAAAAAUCAAGCCGGAAAAUCCUGACCGCUUACAACUGCGACUGCGGCGUCUCACCCAAUCUUCUCCGCGAAUCUCGUUUUGAAAAGGGAGAAGUGUUCGUCUCUUUGCACUGCGACGCGACAAGACCAUCGAUGAGUUGCGACGGUUUGUUCUGCAUCCCCGAGGAAGAGUGUGUAAACGUUUUGAACCCCUCUACAGGACAACUCCAGCGAUUUCAUUCCCCUCCCCUAGUGAAAGUGAACGGCCGCACUAACUCCAAGUUUUCGAACGUUUCAGGAACAUGGACGACUUAUUUCCCCGGGUAUUAUGCGAUGGGAUUCGGUAGAGACAAGGUCAAAGGUCACUACAAGGUAGUGAGGAUAUCCGGUGAUCCUAACUAUAGCGACACUCUUGAUGUCAGCACUGGUGAAUGGCGUACACUUUGGAAACCACGUCGUUACAAGGUUGAUGUCGGACGUAAAUCAGCUUGUGUCAACGGAACAAUCUACUGGUUACGCAUCGUGAGUCAUGGUGUCAACGGAUCAGUAUACUCGGUACUAGCCUUGGAUCUCCACACGGAAAAGUUCCAUUACGUUAAAAAUCCGCAUCUUCCCAAGGGCAACAUGCAUGAAGCACAGAUUGUCAACGUUGGUGAUCGUCUAGUCAUAGCCAUGUCGGAAAGGAAUUCUUUUGGUGGAUUGGAGCUAGGGAUAUGGACUAUGGAUGCUGCUCAAGAAGAAACAUGGAGCAAGACUCACUCCAUAAAUAUAGGUAUCAAGCCAGACGUGGAGUCUAGGUCAUUUACGCCCUUUAGUGUAUGUAACCAAGGGAAUGUUGUCUUCUAUGACGACAAUAAGAGGUUGUUUAAGUAUUAUCUAGAUACAAACCAACUCCAUCCCUUCUCUUCAGACAUUUGUGCUAUAUGUCCUUACCUCGAGAGUUUGGUCCCACUUCAGCCUCAACAAGUCGAAUUCAGGACUAGAGUUACAUGCAUCCGCAGACAAACGGAUGGGACUCCAUCAAGAAGAGCUGGCGAGUUUCUCCGUAAGGGAAUAUAUGUAGGCGUAGGCGCUUGGUUAUGGAAGAACAAGUGGAUUGCUAUGUAUUUGAUCAUGUGUUGCUUCGGCACUCGUGGUGCUGUGUUUCGUGCAACUAUGCUACUAAUUGUCUGCUUGAUAUCUCGUUCUGGUUAUUUACUCUACAUCAUCGUGUUUAUACUUCUGUUGAGGAUCUAUGCUAUCGUUAUGUGUGGGGUCAUAAUGUGUUCUCUUAUUAUAGUAAACAGAAGCGAUGCAUUACUGUAUGUUAUUCGGUGCCUUUCUAAGUUCAGAGAGUUUGAUUUUGCUUAAAAACUAACAGUGUUUGUUGAAAAGUUACAUUUCAUUUUGUUA